Molecule: messenger RNA, 799 nt
Organism: Antrostomus carolinensis (chuck-will's-widow)
Lineage: Eukaryota; Metazoa; Chordata; Aves; Caprimulgiformes; Caprimulgidae
Product: actin, alpha cardiac muscle 1
Exons: 4
Coding region: 73-675 (200 amino acids)
Source: RefSeq, a predicted model, not a curated record
GUUUUGGAUUCCGGGGAUGGUGUCACACACAAUGUGCCUAUCUACGAGGGCUAUGCCUUGCCUCAUGCCAUCAUGAGACUCGAUCUGGCAGGCAGAGACCUGACUGACUAUCUCAUGAAAAUUCUUACGGAGAGAGGCUACUCUUUUGUCACCACUGCGGAACGAGAGAUUGUGAGAGAUGUCAAGGAGAAGCUUUGUUACGUGGCUUUGGAUUUUGAAAAUGAAAUGGCAACUGCUGCUUCCUCCUCCUCUCUUGAAAAGAGCUAUGAACUUCCUGAUGGACAAGUCAUCACCAUUGGGAAUGAACGGUUCCGAUGCCCAGAAACUCUCUUCCAGCCAUCCUUCAUAGGGAUGGAAUCUGCAGGUAUCCACGAAAGCACUUACAACAGUAUUAUGAAAUGUGAUAUCGACAUCCGUAAGGAUCUCUAUGCUAAUAACGUCCUCUCUGGAGGAACCACCAUGUAUCCUGGGAUUGGUGAUCGUAUGCAGAAGGAGAUUACAGCUUUGGCUCCAAGUACUAUGAAGAUUAAGAUGAUUGCACCGCCAGAACGUAAAUACUCUGUCUGGAUUGGGGGUUCGAUAUUGGCAUCUCUGUCCACUUUUCAGCAAAUGUGGAUCAGUAAAGAUGAAUAUGAGGAAGCUGGCCCCUCUAUUGUCCAUCGCAAGUGCUUUUGAAUACUUCUAUCAUGUACUAGCAGUCAAAAGUAGUGCUGUCUCUCUACACAUCACCUGCCCUCAUUCACCACUGAGGGUGGUUUGGCUUUCUUCCACAUGUUAAAUAAACCACACUGUAUGGUUG